Ilex paraguariensis (yerba mate) is the source of this 711-nucleotide messenger RNA. The record is from the annotation of a GenBank genome assembly. Lineage: Eukaryota; Viridiplantae; Streptophyta; Magnoliopsida; Aquifoliales; Aquifoliaceae.
AUGUUUCCUUUACAACAAAGCGAUGAGCUGGUUUUUCAGAUCGCUCCUAAUCCUGGCCAACAACCCCAAAUCCAAAAAGAUCUUAGGAUGAGUUCUUCACUGGAGAGAAGUACCCUAAUCACCUACAACGUCGAAGAAAGGUGUGAAAAACUACCGGUUUUUCGAGACAACCCCGAUGAGAGUACUAAGGACGGCAAGCGGAAACGAACUAUGCAUAAAGACAUUGAACGGCAAAGAAGGCAGGAAAUGACUAAUCUUUAUGCUUCUCUUCGUUCAUUACUGCCUCUGGAAUACAUCAAGGGAAAGCGGUCUACAUCGGAUCACAUUCAGGAAACAGUAAAUUAUAUAGAACACUUGCAAAGGAACAUGAAGGAACUAGGGAUGAAGAGAGAGAAGCUAAAGAAUUUGUUCAAUACAAGUGCUAUUGGUCCUGAAAACAGAAGCUCAAAUGGUUCUUUGCCUGUAAGUGUUACGGUGAAUUUAUGCAGUGAUGGAUUGGAGAUUUUAACCAGCUGUGGUUCCAAAGGGCAAGGUUUCCCCCUCUCAAGAGUGUUGGAAGUACUGGCUGAAGAAGGCUUCAACGUUGUCAGUUGUAUUUCCACCAAAAGAGAUGAAAAGAUUUUUCACACAAUUCAGUCCGAGGUUAGUGAUCUGGAUCGUGUUGAUCUUUCUGUGCUCAGACAAAAAGUGACUGACAUGAUCAAUGAAUGA